UAAUGACGUAUGUGAUGUCAUGAAGCAUCAAUGAACUGUUUUUUGUAUUUUAUGUCGGAAUAGGUGUAGUUUCCCUCACCUUCUUACGUAAAUAACCUUAAAAAUUAUAAAAAAUCGCAGUUUUCAUGUGAAUUUAUCAAUAUUAUACACGAUUCGCUGUCAAGAAAAGUAUUGUUAUUACAUUAUUAUCUGCAAUAAUGGCUUUUCAAUCACCUAUGCCAAACCGCGAAUUCCUUUGGAAUGUUUUUCAAAGAGUUGACAAGGAUCAAUCUGGAGCUAUUUCUGCUGAUGAAUUACAACAAGCCUUAUCUAAUGGAACAUGGACUCCAUUUAAUCCAGAAACAGUUCGUUUAAUGAUAGGUAUGUUUGAUAUUGAAAAAUCUACUCCCGAUCCUUCAGGUAUGUUUGACAAAAGUGGAAAUGGAACAGUCAGUUUUGAUGAAUUCGGAGCUUUGUGGAAAUACGUAACCGAUUGGCAAAAUUGCUUCCGUUCUUUUGAUCGUGAUAACAGUGGGAAUAUAGAUCGUAAUGAAUUGAAAACUGCACUCACUAAUUUUGGAUAUCGAUUAUCUGAUGGUUUAGUCGACAUGUUGGUAAGAAAGUAUGAUCGACUUGGACGAGGAACUAUUUAUUUUGAUGAUUUUAUUCAAUGCUGCAUAGUAUUAUACACUUUGACAUCUGCAUUCCGUAAAUAUGAUGCUGAUCAAGAUGGUGUUAUUACUAUUCAUUAUGAACAAUUUUUAAGUAUGGUGUUUAAUUUAAAAAUUUAAUAAUUCCAGAAUUAAUUUCAAUGUUUGCCAAAAAAAAAAAAUAAAAUAAAAUAAAUAAAUUAUAUACUCAGUAAUUAUCGCCUGUUAUCAUUACAAUAUAUACACAGUAAAAAAAUAUUAUAUUAAAAUCAACAUAAUCUGUAUGUAAGAAAUGGCCUACACAAUAUUUGUAUUUUUUUUUAACACAGACCAUUUAUUUUGAAUUGAAACACUAAAUUUGUGUUAAAAUUUAAACACUAAAUUCUGGUCGUACGACGAGUAAAUUCGACGCUUUUUAAAUGUCAGUGGCGAUACAAACAAAAUUGUUAGCUUUUACAUUUUAUUUUUGUACUGUGAAUAUACAUUAAAUUUAAUUUAUAUAUUAUUUUGAGGCUAUCAAAAAUGAUAACAAUUAUUGUUUAACAUUGAACUACUUUUUGACAGUAUACUAUAUGUUUUUAUUAGAGUCAAGAAAUCAAGUAAUAUUUUAUACCAGUUGUAAAUGAUAAAUCAAUUAAUUUUGAUUAAAAACAACAAAAACACAUUUUCAUUUAGCGAAAAAAUAAUUUUUACAUAAAAUAAUUCGAAAUUACAAAUGAUAUUAUUUGAUUCUUAUGAUAAUAAACAUUCCAGAUUUUAGUAAGUAGUAAAUUUAUCAAAUUAAUAAAAAAAAUUUUUAAGUUAAAUUGACAUUUAUGAAAUAUCAAUGACACAUUCAUUUAUCUAAUAAGUUUUCCGUGACUAUCGGUUGAGUUUUAAACGUUAAUUUAGUGUUAAUUUUAAAAUAACACUUAAUAAAUGUUGGUAAUUUAGAUUUUUGUAGUAGGUAUCACUUUUAAAGUGUUGAAUAGUAGAUCGAUUCAAAAUUUUAAAAUGACGCAGUGAAAUGUGUUGAUUUUCAACAUAAAAAAUUUAACAGGGACCGUUUUUAACACUGAUACUUAAUAUCUUUUACUGUGUAUUAAAAACAUUGUUUGAAAAAACGUUAAAAAAUUUUUUUAAGUUCUUAAUUUAUCAUUCCUGUUACAAAUUUUUUAUCUAUAUUUUUAUAAUGAAUAUUUAAAGUUUCAAAAUAUUUUUAUAAUGUUUAUAUAAACUAAACUUAAAGUUUGAUUUUUAAUUUACAUCGUUUUAAUACAAUUUUAAAUUUACAAUUUCCACGAAUAAUUAAAUUAAUGUGUUAAUAAUUGUGUUUUUCAAAACAAAAAUGUCAACUUGCAGCAUCAUAGUAGUAAUAAAAUAUCAAUUCUAUCCACUUAUCCGUCUAUUGCUGAAAUCAAAAAUAAGAUUCAAAUAUACUUAUUAAAAGUUUAUUCUUCGAUUACAGCAUAUUUAAAGAUUAAUAUACAACUCUAAUCAUUUUUAUGUACGCCUUGUUAUAGUUUA
Molecule: messenger RNA, 2135 nt
Organism: Microplitis demolitor
Lineage: Eukaryota; Metazoa; Arthropoda; Insecta; Hymenoptera; Braconidae
Gene: Alg-2
Product: programmed cell death protein 6
Exons: 4
Coding region: 198-770 (190 amino acids)
Molecular function (GO): calcium ion binding
Source: RefSeq, a predicted model, not a curated record